Molecule: messenger RNA, 2423 nt
Organism: Brassica napus (rape)
Lineage: Eukaryota; Viridiplantae; Streptophyta; Magnoliopsida; Brassicales; Brassicaceae
Product: probable F-box protein At4g22165
Exons: 1
Coding region: 1218-2423 (401 amino acids)
Molecular function (GO): protein binding
Source: RefSeq, a predicted model, not a curated record
UGGAGUUGAGAAACAAAAAAAAAAUUGUAUCUUUUUUGCACUCAAAACUAAAGGCAUUAAUUUACGCAAUGGACACAAUGCUUCAACACACAAACAGCCAGUAUUUUGGGACAGACGGCAAGGAUAUUUAAUCGAUGAUUGAGGACCCAAAAGCAUGGCUGAGUUUCUCGACGAAGCUAGGGGAGGUAGCAGUCCUUAAGAGACGAUUUCCAGAUUUCAAGAUUUUCCAUAUACUAAGAGAGCAUAACUCGACAACAUAUGGUUUGUCUAGGAUAGCUCAGACUUUUUAUCGUGAUUUAAUUUUUGUUAGUUGUUCUAUUCCGGUAUGGAUUUUCAGACAACCUAUAGUUUGAGUAAUAUAAUAGCUUUCUGAUGUCAAAACAAUAAUAAAAAUAGUAAUUUAUAAUAUAUUUUGGAAAAUGAACAUAUAUUAAAUUAUUCUAAACAAUGCGAAAAUAUUCUUACCAUCCAAAAUGAAAAAAAUGAACUAAUGCGAUAAAUAAAAUCAAUCCAAUUUGGCUUAACAAGAAUUAAAAUAACUGUACUUUAAUUUGAAAAAUAUAUGUCACUCAAUAUACCCACAAAAUGAUUAAUUGGAUUAAUCUAGUUUCUUAUAUCCAAAAUCAAAGAUCUAACAAAUAAAUAUAAAAUAUGAACUAAUUGCUACAAUUUAAUUCGUUCGUAAAAUAUAUGCAUGAGAUUUGAAAAUAUUAUCGUUAUAGUCAUUUGUGUAAUUUUGAAUCGAUUAACACUUAAGUUUAAUUUUUCAAUUUAAUUUUCAAAAUAAUCGAUUAACACUUGUAACCAUAAUUUAUUAAGUCGAUUAAUUUUUAUUUAUUUUAAUAAUAAUUGGCAGCCACUUAUAUGGGUUACACUAAGGGUUAAAUUAGCAUUAUUACAUAAAUAUACUUUGUAUUUUAGUUUUUUUAGGUCAAAUAGUUAAACAGUCAAUUAUUAAAUUUUUGUGUGUUAUAGAAGCAAAUUUCCCAAUCUUUUAUCUCAUAUAAUAGUUAUCUCACUAAUUCAUCCAUAUUUUACCUCUUGCCACCGGUAAAAUCAUUCAAAAAUAGAGCAUACCCUAGAAAGCUGUAAACGUUUUUCUCAUUUCUAUUUUUCUGCAAAACCAAAACAGAAUACACAUGGCUGACUGGAUUAAAUAAACUGUGUUUAAUAGCCCAUAUAAAGCCUGACGCGACGUCAAUAACAAUGUUCUCGAUAUGGAGAUAGAGGAAAAGCAUAACCCUAAUUCUCAUGAACGUCUCAAACCAAGAGAUACACCCAAAUCCUGGUCCGAGCUUCCUCUUGAUCUCUUGAUUUCUGUUUUCAAACGCCUCAGCUUUGCUAAUUUCCAACGAGCAAAAUCGGUAUGUUCGUCUUGGCACUAUUCUUCCAGACAAUGCGUGCCCAAAAACCAGACCCAUUGGUUGAUCCUAUUCCCCGAAGACAAUAACAGCGACAACAAUUCUUGCACGUUGUUCAAUCUCGAGGAAGAAGAUAAACUUUACAGAACAAAAGAUCUUGGUCUGGACUUCGCAAAGAGUUUUUGUAUGGAGACCUACGGAAGCUGGCUCUUGAUGUGCAACCGUAUGCAUAAUCUCUACAUUGUGAAUCUCUUUACACAUGAGAGGAUCGAUCUACCUCCCGUGGAGGCACAGCGUGGAGUGACAAAGAUGGAGCGAACCUUAGAUGAUGACGUGUUUCGCAUUACGAGUCACAACGGAAAAGAGUAUAAAGGUAUUCGUCUACGAUCUCCAGUGCUUUGGAUUGAUGAGAAAACCAGAGAAUAUGUUGUGUCAUGGGAGCUGCGUGGAUUGUGCGUAGUUUAUUCGAGAAAAGGAGAUACCUCGUGGAAUCAAAUUCCUGAAACCUCAAGCUGCUGUGACAUUGUUUACAGGGACUCCAAGCUUUACUUCUUAAGCUUGUUUGGUCAGUUCAGAAUCUUCGAUUUUUCUGGAGAAUCUCCACAAGAAACCUUUCAGUGUGGGGUUAUUGUGGAAAGAUUUCGGUUAGGUAUCCAACUUCGUCAACGAAGUAACUCCUUGAGCAUUGUUGCUACCAAACUUGUAGUCACAGUAACAGGAGAAGUCCUCAAGGUUGAGAAACUGUGGAGACCGAGGUCUGAAACCUGGUCCUUCCGUGUUUUCAAGGUCUAUUCAUCAGGAUUCCUGAAGAAACAUGAUCGGAUUUAUUCUUUGGGUGACGAGUCAAUGCUUUUGGAUCAAGGCAUCACAGUUCUCGCCAGUGACACUGAUGGAUUCAUUAAAAACUCCGUCUACUUCAGUGUUAGUCAUGGAAAGGACGUACAUGACAUGUUUCUUUUUAACCUCGAGACACAGACAACAGAGCUGUUGCACAAAUUUAAUUGUUCUUCAGUUCAAUUCUCUAGAGCUCGAUGGUUUUUACCAAGUUUUAGGCAAACGUGA